AUGAUAAGUAGCUUAAUCCAUAAAGAUCAAUACGAAUUACGUCUUGAACUUGACAGACGAAAAACAAUGCUCCGACCAGACGCUGAAGAACAUAAACUCAUUGACCAUUUUUACAAAUUGAAACCAAGGCAAACAGAGAUGAAUUCAGCAAAAAUUAUAUGGAAAGCUAUACAUGAUCAACAAGCAAACCUAGACGAAAUUGCUAUAUUUAAAAAAUGGCUUCAACAUCACAUACUAGCAUCAUCAUGUACACUCCAGGAUAUGCAAUUACCAAAUAUAAACCGUAUAUUCGCCUCAAUAGUUUUUCACGAACAAACAUCAUAUACCGAACAUAUCGCUCAUCAAACUAUAGCCAGAGCCGAAGAAAUCGCACAACACUAUACAAACAUAGCAACAGCAGCGAAAACUAAACUGCAAUCAAGAAGAACUGAUCAUAAAAAUGUUCACCUAGUCGACCAAAUCAUCAAUACCAUUCUCAAACGUGAAAACAACAUGCAACAACAUGGUGUAUGUGAACUACAACGAAAACUUACAAUGAUAUUCAAUCAAACUCCAGUCGAAGCUACCGACGACCAACUCAAUAUGCAAACAAAAUAA
This is a messenger RNA of Rotaria sp. Silwood2, 597 nucleotides long. NCBI's taxonomy places the organism in Eukaryota, Metazoa, Rotifera, Eurotatoria, Philodinida, Philodinidae. The record is from the annotation of a GenBank genome assembly.